AUGUGCGAGGCACCGCGACUCGGCUACCGCGCCGGCUCCGGCAACGCGGCCGCCGCCGCCGCCGCUGACGUCGACGUGGUCACCACCGGCGGCCGCCGGAGGAUCCCCGCGCAUUCCUCUGUUCUGGCCUCGGCGUCGCCGGUGCUCGGGAGCAUCCUGGAGCGGCGCCUCCAGAAGGACAGGGAGAGCGGCAAGCCCGGCAGGUCCGUCAUCCGGAUCCGCGGCGUCACCGACGACGCGGCGGCCGCCUUCGUCCGCUUCCUCUACGCCGGCAGGUGCGGCGACGGCGGCGAGGAGGAGGAGGAUGACAUGGAGAAGCACGCGGUGCAGGUGCUGGUGCUGGCGCACGCGUACCAGGUGCCGUGGCUGAAGCGGGCGUGCGAGGGCGCCAUCGGCGCGCGCCUCACCGCAGAUUCGGUGGUGGACGUGCUGCAGCUGGCCGACCUCUGCGACGCGCCGCGCCUGCACCUGCGCUGCGCCAGGCUGCUGGCCAAGGAGUUCGCCGCCGUGGAGCGCACCGAGGCCUGGCGCUUCCUGCAGGAGAACGACCCCUGGCAGGAGCUCCACGUCCUGGAGCGCCUGCACGAGGCCGACAUGCGGCGGCGCAAGUGGCGGCGGAAGCGCGAGGAGCAGCGCGUGUACGUGGAGCUGAGCGAGGCCAUGGACUGCCUGGACCACAUCUGCACGGAGGGCUGCACGGAGGUCGGCCCGGCGGGGCGGGCGCCGGCGCCGGCGCCGUGCGCGCGCUACGCCACGUGCCGGGGCCUGCAGCUGCUCAUCCGCCACUUCUCCCAGUGCCACCGCAAGAGCUGCGCGCGGUGCCAGCGCAUGUGGCAGCUGCUCCGCCUCCACUCCGCGCUCUGCGACCGCCCCGACCGCUGCGACACCCCGCUCUGCAUGAGGUUUAAGCAGAAGGAGCAGGAGAAGGCGGCAGCCAAGGCCGGCGAUGAUGGCGACAAAUGGGGGCUUCUAGUGAAGAAGGUGAAGGCUGCCAGGGUCUUCUCUUCUCUAGCCAACAGGAAGCAGACGAGCACCUCCACCCAGUGCUGA
Molecule: messenger RNA, 1050 nt
Organism: Miscanthus lutarioriparius
Lineage: Eukaryota; Viridiplantae; Streptophyta; Magnoliopsida; Poales; Poaceae
Source: the annotation of a GenBank genome assembly